Sapajus apella (tufted capuchin) is the source of this 5054-nucleotide messenger RNA. It is a transcript of the gene EYA1, whose product is annotated as EYA transcriptional coactivator and phosphatase 1. Gene Ontology annotation, molecular function: protein tyrosine phosphatase activity. Gene Ontology annotation, biological process: negative regulation of extrinsic apoptotic signaling pathway in absence of ligand; multicellular organism development; positive regulation of DNA repair. The transcript is spliced from 18 exons. The coding region runs from base 1392 to 3170 and encodes 592 amino acids. The record is from RefSeq and is a predicted model, not a curated record. Gene Ontology annotation, cellular component: nucleus. Lineage: Eukaryota; Metazoa; Chordata; Mammalia; Primates; Cebidae.
AUAUGGCUGGAAAAUUUAGAUACAAUCAUUAGUCCCAUGAACGAUGUCUUCUUUGAAUAUUUCAAAUCAACACAAUGGUUAAGUCUUAUCACCAAAGUCAUGUAUCUACAUAAAACAUAUCUUAACUGAAGCUCAGCUCUUUAGGUGAGUGUUAUAGACUCUCAUGCAUAGAUUCUGAGGUCAGUAAGAAUUUUUUUAAAAAGAAUAAGCUGUAAAGGAAGAAUUCUAGAUAACAUGAAUCUUUUCCAAAAAUCAUUUUAAAAUAUUAACACCGAAACAUUAUCUGGUUCGUAGCCAAGGAAUUGUUCACCGAAGACUUGCCAUUCUAGAAAUCAUUGCAGAUUCAUCCUUCAGGCUUUCAUUAUGAAACUGAUAAUAGCUUGCACGUUUGCUUUUUCGCUUUCUGCUUAAAGGGAAAUGGCCAUUCUAUUUUUUAUUUCCCCCAGACCCGUUUCAGUACUAGGUAUGUUAGAAAAGAAAUUCUGAAAUGUAGUGGAUUCCUUAAGUUUUAGGGCCUGAAAAAAGUUUUGGAAAAGUGUAAAAGAUAACUACUCCCCAAAGAUCUUAAUUGGUAACUACUGUUGCAAGAGGAGAUGUGUGUGUGUGUUGACCGUGUCUCAGAGAAGUUAUUCUCACACAGCUGUUUAUUCAGAUAGCGUGGGGCGCGUUCAUUUACAUAAUUUUUUUUUAAGCAGCAAGGUUGAGUCAGAGCAGUGCUCCUUUCAAUUGUGCAUUUAAACCAAUAAGGUUAGGACAAGAGAAUAGCUGUGGUUUGCGUUGCAAAAACCAAAAAAAAAAAAAAAAAAAAAAAAAAGCCCCGAGGCUCCAUGGGCAGACCUACAAGGCUGCGCAAACAAAUCGAGGGAUGAGAUUCUGCUGUUUCUUUGUCUAGGGUUCUCAGAUGCUAUCUGCGGCUGCUGUUUGGUGGGGACGGAGCGCUGGGCGCAAAGCUGUUACCAAACAGAACGGUGGGAGCUGAUGGCUCCGAGCUUGGGGCGAGGUAGAAACUCUCCAGUGCCACUUCCGACUUUAAGCCUUCCUGUUGCCGUCCACUGUGGCGGGUUUCUUCCUGGGGAACGCGUUUUCGCUCAGUCGCUCGGCAGCCCGAGCCUGCGGCAGCGGCCAGGCGCCUGCCCCCUGCGCCGAGCUUUCCCCCUGCGCCGAGCUUUCCCCUGCAGAGGCGCUCCGCUCCCAGAGGCGCCGCGACUGCACCAGAGUGCCUGAGAGCCCUCGCGCGUCCCCAUCCAGGAGCAAAACUAUGUCAGGAAUGGAGGUUUGCUAACCCAGAAAAUUCGAAGGAACACAUUAAACUGGUGGAUGCAGCAGAUGUAAGCCCUGUGCAAACAUCUCAAGCCAGUUCAGAUGUUGCUGUUUCCUCAAGUUGCAGGUCUAUGGAAAUGCAGGAUCUAACCAGCCCGCAUAGCCGUCUGAGUGGUAGUAGCGAAUCCCCCAGUGGCCCCAAACUCGAUAACUCUCAUAUAAAUAGUAAUUCCAUGACUCCCAAUGGCACCGAAGUUAAAACAGAGCCAAUGAGCAGCAGUGAAACAGCUUCAACGACAGCAGACGGGUCUUUAGACAAUUUCUCAGGUUCAGCAAUUGGGAGCAGUAGUUUCAGCCCACGACCAACUCACCAGUUCUCUCCGCCACAGAUUUACCCUUCCAACAGACCAUACCCACAUAUUCUCCCUACCCCUUCCUCACAAACUAUGGCUGCAUAUGGGCAAACACAGUUUACCACAGGAAUGCAACAAGCUACAGCCUAUGCCACGUACCCACAGCCAGGACAGCCGUACGGCAUUUCCUCAUAUGGUGCAUUGUGGGCAGGCAUCAAGACCGAAGGUGGAUUGUCACAGUCUCAGUCGCCUGGACAGACAGGGUUUCUCAGCUAUGGCACAAGCUUCAGUACCCCUCAACCUGGACAGGCACCCUACAGCUACCAGAUGCAAGGUAGCAGUUUUACAACAUCAUCAGGAUUAUAUACAGGAAAUAAUUCACUCACAAAUUCAUCUGGAUUUAACAGUUCACAGCAGGACUACCCGUCUUAUCCCAGUUUUGGCCAGGGGCAGUACGCACAGUAUUAUAACAGCUCACCGUAUCCAGCACAUUAUAUGACCAGCAGCAACACCAGCCCAACGACACCAUCCACCAAUGCCACUUACCAGCUUCAAGAACCACCAUCUGGCAUCACCAGCCAAGCAGUUACCGAUCCCACAGCAGAAUACAGCACAAUCCACAGCCCAACAACACCCAUUAAAGAUUCAGAUUCUGAUCGAUUGCGUCGAGGUUCAGAUGGGAAAUCACGUGGACGGGGAAGAAGAAACAAUAAUCCUUCACCUCCCCCAGAUUCUGAUCUUGAGAGAGUGUUCAUCUGGGACUUGGAUGAGACAAUCAUUGUUUUCCACUCCUUGCUUACUGGGUCCUACGCCAACAGAUAUGGGAGGGAUCCACCCACUUCAGUUUCCCUUGGACUGCGAAUGGAAGAAAUGAUUUUCAACUUGGCAGACACACACUUAUUUUUUAAUGACUUAGAAGAAUGUGACCAAGUCCAUAUAGAUGAUGUUUCUUCAGAUGAUAACGGACAGGACCUAAGCACGUAUAACUUUGGAACAGAUGGCUUUCCUGCUGCAGCAACCAGUGCUAAUUUAUGCUUGGCAACUGGUGUACGGGGCGGUGUGGACUGGAUGAGAAAGUUGGCCUUCCGCUACAGACGGGUAAAAGAGAUCUACAACACCUACAAAAAUAAUGUUGGAGGUCUGCUUGGUCCAGCUAAGAGGGAAGCCUGGCUGCAGUUGAGGGCCGAAAUUGAAGCCCUGACUGACUCCUGGUUGACACUGGCCCUGAAAGCACUCUCACUCAUUCACUCCCGGACAAACUGUGUGAAUAUUUUAGUAACAACUACUCAGCUCAUCCCAGCAUUGGCGAAAGUCCUGCUGUAUGGAUUAGGGAUUGUAUUUCCAAUAGAAAAUAUUUACAGUGCAACUAAAAUAGGAAAAGAAAGCUGUUUUGAGAGGAUAAUUCAAAGGUUUGGAAGAAAAGUGGUGUAUGUUGUUAUAGGAGAUGGUGUAGAAGAAGAACAAGGAGCAAAAAAGCACGCGAUGCCCUUCUGGAGGAUCUCCAGCCACUCGGACCUCAUGGCCCUGCACCACGCCUUGGAACUGGAGUACCUGUAACAACGCUCAGCACUUUGACACCGCACAGCUGCUCUGUGACCAGGGACAGAUCCAGCAGGCCCCAGUCUUGCAUCAGCAACGGCCUCCCGAAUUUAGCGAUUUCUGCCUGCUGAUGCACAGCUGCUGUCAGUCUUGACCUCUGCCCUUGUGGUGAAUGGAGGACCACGUCUAUUUCUUCAGAACAGCUGUUGACUCUGGUACUGUGAAUCCAAUGAAAAGCCAUGAGAAUGUUCUAGCACAGAGUAAUGUGUCUGCCACAUUAACUACACGGUUCAAACCUGUGAAGAGAGGACCUGCAAACGCUUCAAUUGUUAGCAUUUUCAAUGUGAUGUGAACAGCUUCUCCAAUACAGCAAACCUGAUUGCACAACAGAGACUGAAAUGUGUUUCCUGAAUAUCAGUGGAGAAAUUUUCAUGUAAAGAAAGUUUACUUUUUGGUUUCUCAUACCCAGGGUAAUCUGUACAUCUCUACUUAUUUAUGAACAGACUUAAAAAAAAAACAGCUUUAUUGAGGUGUAAUUCACAUACCCCACAGUUCACCCACCAGACUCUUUUGACAUUAAAUAAUUGAAGAGAAAAUAGCAUUAGAAAUAAGUGAUUCAAGGCCUUUGCAUCACAACAUGGCAAGUACAGUACUUUGAAUUUUAGCACAUGGCAUAGUUUUAAGUAUGUCUAAUUUAAACGUAUAAUAUGUACAUCACUGAGACAAUCAUGUACAGAAAGAAUUUUUGGUGUAAAUUUGUAAUAAUGGCUGAUUCUUUUACAUAUCGUUUAGGGAAAUGAUGUUGAAAGGUAGCAAUGCCUUGACAGUGAAGCAUGAGGCAGCAUGUGCACAAACUCAUGUGCCAUGGCUUAUCUAAGUGUUGGGUAUAAAUAUGUAGAUAAUACAUUUUUUUUAGAUAAAUGUUGUCAAGACCAAAAGCAUGGAUGUCAAGUGUCAGUAAGGAUUUUGUUUUCUAAAUUUCCCCCCCAUCAGUUCUUCUGAGGGCCUUGAUGAAAUAACACAGCAGUUUCUUAAACAAUUUGAAAAAAAAAUUUCUCCUGCCACCUCACUUUUUCAUUUCCCACUAAUGUAUUAUACGUAACUACUUGGAAAAAAUAAUUAUUCAAAUGCUUCUUCCCACAGAAAGAAUAUAGAUAGUAGAUAUAUUUUAUUAAUAAAAUGGUUCAUGAAUUGGAGACUAACAAAGUUUUCAUGUGUUCAGAAUUAUUAUCGUGUCUGCAUUUUCUUUAGAUAAAGGAAGACACACGAUGCUAAUCCAGAAAUCAGCAAACUUUGCAUUACUCCCUACAUGCGUAUUUUCUCUGUCUUCCUCCCACCCAGAGGAAAGUUCAUUGCCAUUGUCAUCACCAUGGAAACAAUGUUCCUCUCCACCUGCAUUAUGUACUACAUGACAGGCAUAGAUCUGGGGAAUUAAAAUUAUCACAUUUGCCACACCGUAAGAGUUUCUCCAAAAGGGGUCCAUUUGGCUGGGCAAUAUUUUCUCUCGUGUAAUGCAAUCCACUGUCAUGAAAUUACUCUUAGGAUGAAUCGUCUUUAAUGUUAUACUGGGGGGAAAAGACCCACCAGCUUUGACCUGAAAGUAGCUGAAGAGCUAUUUCAUCCUUUUCUGAAGUUGCAGGUUGCUGCUAGAAUUAGUCAUUUGUGAAUUAACCAAAUUGUUUGAAUUCACAAUUGAAUUUUUUUCUCCUUUUUUGCUUGAAGCAAACAAGUUGACAAUUUUUUAACCUUUUCAUUUUGUGUUUUUGUGCUCUGCAGUCUGAAAAGACAAAGUUUAUCUUGGCCUUACUGUAUAAAGGUGUGCUGUGUCCACCAAUGUGUACAGAAUUUUUCUUCAUUAAUUUUGUGUUUAAGUUAAUAAAAUUGAUUUGUGACGUACUGUAA